GCUUUGCCUCGGGAAGCUAAUAAAUCGGAUCGUCGAUGCUACGCACCAAAUUACUAUGACACUUGUUUCCCACGUCGUGUUAGUAUGUUGUUUUCGGCGAUGAUAACCCCCCCAGCCGGGCAAUGACGUAUACGUCAUAAGAGCCGCGAUGGAUCGCGGCUUUGCUCAACACCGUUGCGGUGCGUUGCGCAAUGACCUCGGCCGCGCGUACUGUCGCUUUGCUGCUUUUGUUAUAUAAUUCAAAAAAGUACGAUUUCUUGAGACUUUUCUUUUAUCGCUUUUCGUUUGCCUUGUUCAGUGUUGUAAGUUCAGUUGGACGGUCCGCGAGCGUGAAGAACAAGCAGCGAAAGCAGGCAUCGGAUUCGACGUCUAGAUUCUAGAGCCCGCCGCGAUCAUCACCACCGCCAUCACCACCAACCACGAUGAAGCCUUCCUUCUUCUCUUGCUCCCCCUCCUCCUCCUCCUCCACAACCACCGCCGCACUCUUCGCCGCCACCGGCAUCGCGGCCACGGCGGCCCUGCAGUUCCAAAACACGCCGCUGUACUCGUCCUACUCGUUCAACGCGCUCGAGCACCUCGCCGGCAACUCGCCCUACUUUGAGCCCGUCGACACCCCCGGGCGGCAGCCCGACCCGCCGCGCGGCUGCUCCGUGACGCGGGCGGCGUACCUGGUGCGGCACGCGGCCAUCAACGCAAACGACUUUGACUACGAGCAGUACCUGGGGCCGUUCCUGCGCAAGCUGGGCAACAGCAGCAGCAGCGGCGACAGCAGGGCCGGAUGGGCCGCCGCGUCGCCGUCGCUGGCCUUCCUCGCCUCGUGGGAGCCCCCCUCCUUCUCCGAGCAGGAGAAGCUCACGCGCACCGGCAAGGUCGAGGCCGCGCAGCUCGGGCUCUCGCUGUCGUACCGCUACCCGGGCCUGCGGCUGCCGCGGCGCGUGUGGACGUCGACGGCGGAGCGUACAGUCGAGAGCGCCAAGGGCCUCGCGCGCGGGCUCGAGGUCGACGACGGCUCCAUCGGCGUGGUCGAGGUGUACGAGGGCAAGGAGUCCGGCGCGGAUAGCCUCACCCCGUACAAGAGCUGCAAGGGGUACGCCUCGGACGCGGGCUCCGACAAGCAGCGCGCCUACGUCGAGGCGUACACCAAGCCCAUCGUCGACCGCCUCAACCAGGACGUCGCGCGGGCGUCGGGACCCGCCAAGCUCGACUUCAACUUCACGACCGAAGACGUCGUGGCCAUGCAGGCGCUCUGCGGCUACGAGACCGUCAUCCGCGGGUCCUCGCCCUUUUGCUCGACGGACCUCUUCGACCCGGACGAGUGGCUGCAGUACGAGUACGGCCAGGACAUCCAGUACCACUACAACGUCGGCUACGGGAGCCGCGUCGCCGGCGCCAUCGGCUUCCCCUGGCUCAACGCCACGCUCGGCCUCCUCUCCUCGGACGCGGACGUCCAGCAGGACAUGUACGUGUCGUUUACGCACCGCGAGUUGCCGCCCGCCGUGCUCGUCGCCAUGGGCCUCUUCAACAACAGCCGCUUCUCGGGCGCCGACGACGUCAACGCCACCAUGCCGCUGGACCAGGUCAACCACGGCCGCGCUUGGGUGUCGAGCCGCAUCCUGCCGUUUCUGGCCAACAUUGCCAUUGAGCGCAUGAACUGCUCCUCCCCUUCUUCUUCUUCUCCCUCUUCCUCCUCAUCCGCACGCAACGACUCGUCGUCGACGACCUUUUACCGCGUCUUGGUGAACCGCGCCCCCCAGGUGCUGCCGGGCUGCCUCGACGGGCCCGGCCAGAGCUGCUCGGCCGACGGCCUGCGGGACUUUGUGCGCCAGCGCGAGGCUCUCUUCGGGGGCUUCUCUGACAUCUGCGGCAACACGUACAAGAACUCGACCGACUUGGUCACGUUUUACACCGACGCGUCGAAAAAUGGGACGACGGGGGAUAAGUAGACCGUGUGUCCGUGGGUGAUUUGCUUCGGGCUACGGCGCACGCUUGGAGCGUGCUCAUUGAACAAUAAUGUCUAUACUUGGAUGAAGAUUUCGUAGACAUAUAUCGGGCUGGAACAGCGUAGCUACUUUGAGUUUAUAGACAGUCAUGAUGGAAUAGAGGCACGCCUCGGGAUCAAUCGCAGAGGCUGUCUGUGGCUUCAUAUGCCC
Messenger RNA from Purpureocillium takamizusanense, 2150 nucleotides. RefSeq names its product Acid phosphatase. NCBI's taxonomy places the organism in Eukaryota, Fungi, Ascomycota, Sordariomycetes, Hypocreales, Ophiocordycipitaceae. Gene Ontology annotation, cellular component: fungal-type cell wall. Bases 423 to 1943 code for a protein of 506 amino acids. The transcript has a single exon. The record is from RefSeq and is a predicted model, not a curated record. Gene Ontology annotation, molecular function: acid phosphatase activity.